Molecule: messenger RNA, 827 nt
Organism: Seriola dumerili (greater amberjack)
Lineage: Eukaryota; Metazoa; Chordata; Actinopteri; Carangiformes; Carangidae
Gene: ccdc14
Product: coiled-coil domain containing 14
Exons: 4
Coding region: 45-767 (240 amino acids)
Biological process (GO): protein localization to centrosome
Cellular component (GO): centriolar satellite
Source: RefSeq, a predicted model, not a curated record
UGCUUCGGAACCAGCAGUUAAAGGACAAAGAGAGACACAAGAACAUGGAGAUGCUCUGUAACUCAGAAGUGACGACCCUGCAGCAGGAGCUCACUGCUGCUCAGUCCAGACUACAGGAAGUCCGGGAUGACCUGGCAGAGCUACGGAGUGCCCUGCAGGACACACAGAGCCAGCUGAGAGACAGAGAGGCAGAGAACACAGUCAUCAGGACAGAGCUGGAAGCAGUCAGAAGCAGGUUGGCGGAGAGCGAGCGAGAGAAGAGUGAGUUAGCCUCACUCGUCCAACGAAGACUGGAGGAGACAGGAAACCUGAACAGGAUCCUUCAGAACCAGGACUCUUCAGGUUCUCCUACACUUGUUGACAGUUCAGGAUCAGACACAAACCAGCAGCAGAGACCAGCAGAGACCACCCCUGAAUGCAUCGAGUACUUGAGGUCUCUGGACCAGCUGGGUCCCACACACAGUGAGCCAAAGACUCUGAUCCCAGUCCACCUGAGAGACACAAGGUCACACAAACCUGCAGAGACCUCAGUUUGUCACCUAAACCCUCACCUGGAUCCAUCAUGGCAGCCUGAGAGGGAGCAAGUCCGACUGCAGGACUGCACUGUGUCCCAGUGUGACAUAGAGUCUGUGUGGUCUGACUGGACCAUGAGGUCCGGGUCCACCUUUGACACCAGAGAUGAGGCAGCAUUCAGAGACGGUCUGGCAGCUCUGGAUGCCAGUAUAGCCAGUCUGCAGAAGACCAUCCAACUGGACCUGAAGAGGUGAUCCAGACCUAGCUGGAUCUGGACCUGAGGAGGUUAUCCAGGUUCAGCUCCUCUGUGCAUG